CAGCGAUUUCGCGGGGUAACAGCAACAGCGGAGAAGGAGGCAGAUCAAAUAUAAAGACACAAACACCUGAAGUAAAGAGAUAUUAAUACCUCACAGGAAAGUGGACGCUGUUUUUAAUCGUGUGUCUUUUUGUUUUUGAAUUCCCGCUGUUCGCGUCUGUUCCUGCAAACUCCGAGAUCUGGAGACUGGAGGGUGUUCACAGAUUUGCAUAUAUCUCACUGAGGCCUUGAGGAGGUGAGGCGAGGAGGAACAAUGAUGGCGACGGCGGAGCCUCCGAGCAGCUCUAGCUUCCUCCCCCUGUUGGAGUCUCUGGAGGACAGCGCCGCUGGACAGCCCGAGCAGACGGACGCCUACCUCACCAUCGCAAACCGGCUCAGUGGAGAGGAAGGACGCCAGUUUCUCCCUGCAGUUGAAAAGCACUUUUCUCGUCUGGGUAACGCCGCCCUGGCUCACAUAAGCAGCACAAACGCAGAGCUGAGCCAAGCUGCCCUGCAAGCAUUAGGCUUUUGUUUGUACCAUUCUCACGUUGUCUCUGCAGUUCCUGAAACCCUCGCAGCAGAUCUCCUCUCAGCACUUUGCUCCCUGGUGGUGAAGUCGACAGAUAAGAACACGUGCACCAGAGCAUUAUGGGUAAUCUCCAAACAGAGCUUCCCUCCGGACGUGGUGGCCAAAAAAGUGCCGUCUAUACUGGGAACACUGGAGAGUGUGUGGAGCAGAGAAGACGUCCAGUCGGUGGUGAUGGAGCACGAGGCCUUGAACGUGGUCAUCAGGAUGCUGGAGCAGGUGCAGGCUCAGAUGGGGGACGGAGCGGUCCGGUGGGCGAAGCUCGUCAUCCCGCUGGUCGUCCACUCGGCGUCCAAAGUGCGCCUACGAGCCGCGGCAGCCAUGGAGAUGGGCAUGCCUCUUCUUCUGGAGAAACAGACGGAGGUGGCUGCUAUCAUCGAGCCCCUGAUGUCCUCGAAACUGAUCCCUGAGCUGCAGAAACUUUUCAUGUCCAAGAAUGAAACCAACGUGUUGAAGCUCUGGCCUCUGUUUGUUAAACUGCUGGGGAAGAUGCUUCACAGAGGCGGCCCCUUCAUCAACUCUCUGCUGCAUCUGGAGGAACUCGGUUUCCGCAGCUCUUCUCCCACCAUCAAGAAGAUCGCCUUCAUCGCCUGGAAGAGUCUCAUCGAUAACUUUGCCCUCAACCCAGACAUCCUGUGCAGCAGCAAACGCAUGAAGCUCCUGAUGCAGCCCCUCGCAUCCAUCCACGUCAGGACGGAGGCCCUGAUGCUCACCAAGGUGGAGGUCUGGUGGUACCUGGUGGUCCAGCUUGGACCCAACCUGUCGCCCAACUUCGAUCUGGUUUCUGUUCCUCUGCUCCAGUCCACCAUCGGGUCGGACUCGCCCUCUGUCCCAGGAACACCCUCCAGAGCGGUCAAUCAGAACGGUUCAGUUGCACCCGGAACGCCCAAGAAUGUGGGCGCUCCGGGAUUCAACAGUCCAGCUAGUACGCCUCGGAUGAGCCUGAACUCCAGCGUGCUGAACCCGUCCACCUUCCCGUCCAUUCAGCUCCUCGGCCUGGAGAUGCUGCUGCACUACUUCCACGGACCAGAAGUUAUCGCCACGGCGGCAAAACACAAAAUAAUGCUGAGUCUCGAGCCGUUGAACCAUCCGCUCCUCUCUGGAUCUUCUUCUUUCACUAAACAUGCGGCCAUACUCGUCUCCAACAUCCGAGACGGAUACAUCAACGUUGGCAAAGAGGCUCCAGAUUCUCUGCUGGCUGUCAUUUGGACAAGUCUUGUCCGCUUUGUCACCUUCACCAUCGGAUCAGCAGGCAGUAAGAAGGAGCGUCAGGGAUGUGAAGUUCUCACUCUGAUGCUUCAGGCUCUGCAGAGCGUCGUCACCUCAGAAGCUCUGCCUGCACAUAAAGUCCUGAUUCUGUUCGAGGCCACAUUGAAGGGGAUCCCCCAGAGAGUCCUCGGCUCCGCCUCCUAUCAAGUGGGCAAGAUGGACGUACUGAAUGGAACGCCCGCACUGUUCCUCAUCCAGCUGCUCUACAACAGCAGCAUGCUGCCGGCCUACGUCGAGGACGAGAGGUUUUUUCACUGCCUUCAGACUCUGGUGGGCUGCGGUCUUUCGGGUCACACUUCCCCUCUGGCGUUUGGCGAGGCGGUGCUCGGCGCCGUCAGAAACAGCGCGGCGAACCUCCAGAACAAAGAGCAGCUGAUGAGGAUGUGGAGCGUGAUCGUCAGCCCGCUGACCGAAACCAUCACACAGUCUAAUGAAGUCAACCAAGGUGACGCUCUGGAGCACAACUUCAGCGCCAUGCACGCCGCCCUGUUGUUCCCGCUCACACACCUCCUCCAGCAGGCGUCCCAGAAGUCGAUGCUGACCACGUGGUCAAAACUUUACAAAGUGUUUGCUCGCUGCUCUGCGCUGGUGGUCACAGCCGAGGAGAAUGUCUGCUGCGAGGAGUUCUGUGCGAAGAUGGCGUCAGCCGUCGACAGAGAUGCCCUGAAGGUCCCUUCGACAUUAAAUGCUGUUUCCAGUAUCCUUCAAGUCAUGGUGGAGUGCGUGGACUUCUCCCCGUUCACGCCUCAGUUUCAACAAAGGCUCAAGUCUCCUCACACUCCAGUCAACUGGACGAAGAAGAGGAGCAGGGUCCUGGGGAAUCUCACCACCUUCCAGUCUCUACUGGUUCAGUGUUUGGAUGUGUACCUGGAGGACUCUGGUGCUCCCACUGAACCCGCAGGACUCGCUCUGAUCUCCGUCAUGUCUGCUCUGUUCUCCAACCUUGUCCUCGCCAACACGAUCACAGAAGCCCUGACCUCCCUGGUUCAACCUCUCACGCUUCUCUGCAAACAAGCUGCCAGUGAGCCGCCCAGGUUCAGCUCACAGCUGCAGGGGAAGUUGGAGAAGCUCCUCUGUGAUGUUCUGGGCUGCCUGCAGACUCGCUCUACUUUGGCCUACAACGAUGAACUCCUGGCUCUGCUGUCUCCUCUGCUCUGCGUGGUGUUUCCUCACAAGAGCAAGCAGCUCCGCACCGCCGCCACCCAGUUCUGGAACGCCACCUUCGCCAACUCUGUCAGCCUCACUUACCCCGACGAGAUCAGACCGAUAUUGAGCCAAGUGAAGCAGAAGACUCCCAUCAUUCUUCCUGGAUUCGAGGUUGUCAGCGUUGCCGACGAGCUCAGCAGACAGUACUCUAGUGAGAGUUCCCAGCUGGAGACGAAGCUCAGUGGGAUGCCGGUUUCAUCGGUGGGGAAGAGGGACUCGCUGCUGGGAAAGACCACCGAGCCAAAGGAGAGGAGCUCCGUGAAGACCUCCAAACCAGUUUCUACUAAACUCGACUUUGGCUCUCCCAAACCUCCUCGCAGAGAGGUUUUGGAGGAAGAGGCCUCCAUCGACUUCGUCUUCAUCCCUCCUGAGACGAAGGAGCGCGUCCUGACUGAGCACCAGAAGGAGGUGAAGAGGACUAAAAGGGUCGACAUUCCUGCCAUGUACAACAACCUUGAUGCCUCGCUGGAUACAACGGUUUUCACCCAGUACACACAGAGCCAAGACGACUCUUUGGACAAACUGCCGACCGAACAAGCUGAACAUGUCACCAAAGAAGCUCCUGUCGAGGUUCCUCAAGAAGAUUUACAAAAAGAAGACAAGACUCAAGACUACGCCAGCCCAAAAGCCUUAGACAACGAGACUGAAAACCAGGAGCAGGGAGAAGUGAUCCCUGAAUCAGCAGAUGUCUCCAUGGAAGAUGUCUCCAAAAGUGUAAAUGCAGCAGAAGACUUGGAAAUGCAGACCAAAGAAGGCACAAGCCCUAACAUCUCUGGCUCUUCAGAUUUGGUCUCAGGGACCCCCCAGAAACCCAAUAGUCGCCGUCAGUCCUUCAUCACGCUUGAGAAGUAUGCUGAAGGAAAGCCUGCCAGCCCCAGCAGUGCCGCCAAGUUCACAGGUCCUCUCGUGAAGACCUCAAAUAGCCAAGAAAGCUCUAAGACGCCAUCCUCUCAGACUUCUCAGACAUCCUCUGGUCCUAAUUCUGAGGAAUCCCAGUCCACUCGAGCAGGAAAAAUGGACUCGGAGAGUCCUGCAAACAUUGCUCCUGAUUCCCCUGUAAGACCAAAAGAAUCUGGGACAAAGUGUGAACCAGUGAGGCUGACUGACAGACUUCCCAGUGAUACAACAGAGGAUGAGGAUGUUAUCCCAGACACCCAGACUGAAGCUGAGGUAAAGGGGAAUACAGAAGUGGAAUCCUCAAGCCAAGAAGAGGAGUCUCAACAGACUCUGGAUGAUUCUCAAUCCUCUGUGAGCGAGACUUCUCCAGGUGAUCUGAGAAGGUCCGGGCGCCAAAGGGUUAGACCUCUGCUGCCUGGAGAGGACCCUGAGGAACGGGACAAGAAAUACACACCGGUGAAGAGGAAACGAUCUCAUGGGGAACCUAAAGGGGAUUCACCAAAGUCUGACUCAAUUCCAAGCAGACCAAACACAAGAAGUAAGAAUGCUGCUGAAGAGCACGGUUCCAGAGACAGAUUACGAACGAGGGCGCAAAAAGACAAGGGGGAGUCGAGCCGAACCAACUCUCAGGGCAGAACACAGAAGAAGUUCAAACUUUACAGCAAUUCAGAGGAGUUCCUUGAUCAACCUGAACCCAGAAGGAGGAGCACCAGAGAUCGUGAGUCCAGCCAAACUGACUCACAGUCUGAUAGCCAGUCGCAGGGUAGACCCGGUCAGCGGCGCAGGUCAUCUUUGGAGACCAAGUUCGAAGCUGAUGUGAAGAAAAAAGUAGUGCCUGGCAAAGACCAGCCUAGCCAAACCAGCCAGCGAUCCGAUACACAAUCUCAGUUUGAAAGCCAAUCACAGGGUGGGCUCAGUCGACAGAGCACGCCAUCGUUGGAGACCAAGGGGGAUAGUAUGACCAAAAAAGUUUUGCUUUGUAAAGAGUCCAGCCAAACUGCGACUCCAGAGCUUCAGCUGGUGGAACUUGCUGAAAAGGACAAAGACGAGCCAAAGGAAGAUUCUCAAAUGAUCACCUCUGCCCCUAAAACUUUCAGCAAUUCUCAAGAGUUCAACCUUGUGGAACAGAUCCAAAAAGAUGGCCAUACUGAAAUGGACAUUUCUGCUCCUCUUAAGGAAUCCCAAGAUAAAACUAUUACGACUGACAAGUUGUUGAAUGCGUCUGAAGACAAAGACGCGAAGAAGGAAGGUAGUCAAAAGGAUUCUCAAGUUAUCACUCCAGCUUCCCUGGAUAGUCAGUCUUUGGGUAAAUCCAGAAGAAGCAAAGGAACAUCUGAUUCUGGUGACCAAUCCCAAGAGUCUGACUUGACAGAAAAGGCCAAUAAGAAAGAGGAACAUUCGCAGGCAGAUGUUUUGUUUAGAAAUAACAACUCCCAAGAUGGAAAAAACAAGUCAGUGAAUGUAUCGGCGACAAAAGAAGGUACAGAUGGCAACCUUAGUCAAGAAGACUCUCAAGUUAUCACGCCUUCGUUGUCUGAUAGCCAAUCACUAUGUACGUCCAGGAAGAGCAAGACAUUGUCUGAUUCGCCACUGGUCACAUCUUCUCCUAAAAAUGACAGCCAAUCCCAAGAACCCAAGGUUAUUGAAAAGGAGAAACAGGACUCUCAGAUAGAAGCCUCUUUUCUGACCAACAAGUCUCAAAAUGGAGCAAGUACGAUAAAUAACAAAUUGGUGAACGAACCAGAGGCUGAAGACAAAACCGAAACAAGAGACGAUAUAGAUGAGAACACUGAUAGCCAACCUCUACGUAAAUCCAGUAGAAGCAAGGCAUCGUCUGAUUCUCAACCGGUCACAUCUUCUCCUAAAACUGACGGCCCAUCCCAAGAAUCCCAGAUUGUCGAACAGACCAAAAAGGAGAAACGGGACUCUCUGAUCGAAGUGGCCAAUGACUUCCAAGAUGGAACAAGUACAUUAAACAAAUCGGUAAAUGAACCAGGAGUCAAAGACAAAAGCAAGACAAGUGAAGAUGGAGAUGAGGACUCUCAAGCACCCACGCCUUCCUCUGAUAGCCAGCCUCUACGUAAAUCCAGAAGAAGCAAAGCAUCGUCUGAGGCAGCAGAGCCUGAAGAUAAGAGUAAGAAUUCAUUGAGAAGGCAGAGUAGAUCAAGUUCUCAGAUAUUAGAAACUCCUGACCAGGCAGAGACCGGAAUUGGAGGAAGGACCAGAAGGAGCAUGGCAAAGGAGGAGCAAUCAAAAUCAAGUCCUAACUCGACGCCAGGAGGAUCUCAGAUGUUGGACGCUGCAGAAUCAACGGAGUCCUCUCAAGGCAGGGGCAGAUACUCAAGAAGAUCCUCUCAAGCAUUGGUAGCCAGCGCAGAGUCCUCACAGUGUGAAUCAUCCGAGGCCAAAGAAAGUCCUCGUGUUCCUAAAAAGAGAGGAAGGAAACCUAAAGCAUCGCUCCAAAGUCCACUUGCGCUUCCACCUGAAGAAGACGCCAUCGAUACAAAUACGGACAUGGACGAUUCUCAGGCUUCACAAAGCGUAGAAUCUAAGACGACAACAGAUUUAGAGAAUUCAACAGAGGGUUCACAGGUUUCUGAACCCCCACAGGGGACAAGUUGUGUUGAGGAGCAAAGUAAAGAAGAGUCGCCCAUGGAAGUAGAGGAUAAUCCUGAGGCAGACACGACAGAAAUUAACGAAGUCCUCGCAGUGUCACCUUGUGAAGAACAACAAAGACAAACGGUCACAGAAACAGAAAUUCAUAAAACCUCUCCCCGAAAGACUGGGGACUUGAAAUCUGUUGAUGAGCCUGAAUCUCUACAAAUCAGUGCGGAGCCAAUGCAGGAGUCGGUGUUAGCUGCUUUGGAAAAAAUGGCGCCCCCUGAUGAGGUGCCAGAGCAGCUGCAGGUCUCAGAUUCUUCAGAGGAGAAGGCUGAAGUUUCAGAGGAACACAAUGUGGAAUCAGAUUCAAACCACCAAGAACAACCAAUCCUUCCAGUUGUUCCAGUCGAGGAAUCAUCUAAAGACAACCACUUUUCAACACUAGAGGAGAUAACCUGUGCUGCUGACGACACCACACAAGAGACCUAUACAGAAGCUGAGAUUAUUAACUGCCAGGCAGAAAAGGAAACGCCGACCACUCACACGGAAAACGAUUUAGCUGAAAAUGUGGAUGCAGCUCCAAAUGAUGCUCUGAAUACAUCAGUGUCAUCAGAAUCGACAAACAGCCUGGAGAAUGCCGAAAAACUUCAGGGUUCUCCGGCAAAGCAAAAGGACCUGGAGGCUGUAAUGGGUCAAGACGUAGGCCAAAGCCCCAGUGGCAGGACCAGAGGAUCCUGGUCUCCUUCAGCCUCCCCGUCGACCAGUAUUCUCAAAAAGGGCCAGAAGAGACCGUUAGAGGAGGAGGUGGCGCUCUCACCUCUGGUCAAAUCCAGGCGUGUGUCCUUUGCUAAUCCAAUCCAACAUCAGGAAACCGCUGACGACAUCGACCGACGCAGCCCUGCGUUAAGAACCAGCUCCCCAAGAAGAUCCAAAGUUAGCAACAUCCCUCAGCCCAAGUUUGUCACCACUCCAACAAAGGGGAUGCUGAUCCUGAGUCCCAGAAGUUUGCACAGUCCUGGCUACAAGAGCUCCAAGAAAUGCCUGAUUUCUGAGAUGAGCCAGGAGCCGCGGCCGGUCUCUAGAGACUGCAUCUACCCUGCGCUGGUUGGCUGCUCUACACCUGUAGAAGCUGUUCUCCCUCAGAUCUCGUCCAACAUGUGGUCUCGUGGUUUCGGGCAGCUUGUUCGAGCCAGAAACAUCAAAACCGUGGGUGACCUCAGCGCUUUGACGCCUGGGGAAAUCAAGACUCUGCCGAUCCGCUCCCCUAAGAUCUCCAACGUGAAGAAGGCACUUAAAAUCUACGAGCAACAGCGUAAAGGACGAGGCGGAGAUGAGCUCAAGAGUUUUGAUGAAACCGAGAUGAUGACCUCUGAACUGGAGGAGACCAGGGCCCCUCAAAACCAGGAUGAAGAGGACAAGACCUCAGCAGAGACGCUAGCUACAGAGCUGCUGGACGAGCCCGUCCUUCCUGCAGAUACGAAGCCAGAGAACGGCGUCUCCGUGUAUCAGACGCGUGACGCGGCGCCCGGAGAGGAAACGCCUGUACGACCUCUGCAGCCGGAGCGUCUUCUGGCAGAGGUGGACGCUCUGACCUGCAGGAUGACUCCACAGGGACUCGCUCAGUGCUCACCACAGCAGCUCGUUGGGAUGCACGACCAGCUGGGAGGCAUGAUGAGGCACGUGGUGGUCGAGCUGCAGAAACGACUCUGCAAGACGGACGAGGCGCCCUGAAAGGACUUCUUUUUCUGCUGCUGAAUUAAACAUCUGAACAGGCGCAAAAAUACACAAACACCAGACUUUCUUAGUGUUGAGAAAUCUUGAAGCGGACGAUUUUACAGCGGAGGACUUUUAACUAUUUUAACCCAGAAAGACUUUUUUUCUGAUUUUGAUUUUUCUUUCUUUGUCUAAGGUGUUUUUAAAAAUUGCUCGCGGCACAUUUCCGCCCUUCGUUUGUAGCUCGACCUGUCGUGUAGUUUAAACAUUUUUAAAGGAACACUCAAAGGGAAGCACAGCCUCACUUUCCAGGCUGUCAGAAGAUUUUUAGACGCUGUAGUAUCGACGUGGAUGUUUAUUUUGCUUUUGUCCUCUGACUUUGAAACAGACUGAAGUCCUGCUGCUGACUCCUCCCUCUUUGUACAUACGCUCCAUGUCGUGGCACUUCCUUGCUCCAUGUGCCUGUUUUUUUUUUUUUUUAGGACGUUUACAUCUCACCUCAUCACUGCUCCUGUAUAUUUUGUUGGAUUGCUUCUCGGUUACUUCAUGUCUUGUCUCGUUUUUAUGUCACAAAGUCUAUGUGGUAACAUUCUGCACUUCAGCCUCUUUUUGUGGUUUUAAAAUAUUUCAAUAAAAAGACAUCUGAUAAGGA
Molecule: messenger RNA, 8902 nt
Organism: Labrus mixtus (cuckoo wrasse)
Lineage: Eukaryota; Metazoa; Chordata; Actinopteri; Labriformes; Labridae
Gene: rif1
Product: replication timing regulatory factor 1
Exons: 36
Coding region: 253-8268 (2671 amino acids)
Biological process (GO): telomere maintenance
Cellular component (GO): nucleus
Source: RefSeq, a predicted model, not a curated record